AUGGAUUUUACUACAAAUAUAAUAACGCUCUUAAAUCCAACGGAAACUAAUGAAAAUGAAAUUCUACGUCUUAAAAAUGAAAUUCUACAUCGUAAAAAUGAAUUGGAAAAUGAACAAUUAUGUCAAGUAGAAAAUAUUAUUGAUAAUAUUAUUGAUAAAAUAGAAAAUGAAGAACAAAAAGAAAAAUUUGAAAUAAAAAAGAAAAUGAAAAUCAUGAAUAUGAUCAAAAUUGUUACAUGUUUAUGGAUUUUAAUAAUAGAAUAUCGUCAAUUUGGUAAUGAUAUAAUGAUAAACAUGAAAGUUGAAUAUAUAUCGGUCAUUAUGAAACCGAAUAUGUGGACAAUAAAAGCAAAGAUAAAUUCAAUAUUUUCCUUAUUAUUGAACAGAUUUAUUUCGUUAAUUUCAAUAUGUUAA
Messenger RNA from Rotaria sordida, 414 nucleotides. The record is from the annotation of a GenBank genome assembly. NCBI's taxonomy places the organism in Eukaryota, Metazoa, Rotifera, Eurotatoria, Philodinida, Philodinidae.